UUCUUUGCCUUACAACAAAUAUCUAAAUCUAACAUUCAUUUCCUUCAAUCUGCCAUUCCCAUUCUCUCUCAAACCCAUUGAGAAAUCUCUUCUUCAUAAUUUUCACUCUCUUUGCUUUCUUAAACUCUUAAAACAUUUUCAAUUUCAUCACCUCUUUCUUUCUCCUCUUUCCUUUAGAUCUUCUCAACCGUCUAUAUAUCCAAAUCACAAUGGCUGCUCGAACUAAUAAACGAGCCUUCUCUUCGUCUUUCACCCAACGAUGUAAAUAUGAUGUGUUCUUGAGUUUCAGAGGAGAAGAUACUCGCAAUGGUUUUAUUAGCAAUUUGAAUGGUAUUUUGCGUCAUAAAGGUAUUAACACCUUCGUGGAUGAUGAGCUCCAAAGAGGAGAGAAAAUUUCCAUUGAACUUUUUGAAGCUAUAGAAAGUUCAAAAAUUUCUAUAAUUGUAUUCUCUAAAAACUAUGCAACUUCCACUUGGUGUUUGGAUGAACUUAUCAAAAUUCUUGAGUGUAAAAAGAAUGGCCAAGUGGUGUUUCCGGUUUUUUACAAGGUGGAUCCAUCAGAAGUACGUAGCCAAAAGGGGAAGUUCGGAGAAGCUUUGGCAAAACAUGAAGAAAAUUUCAAGUAUGACACGAACAAGGUGCAAAGAUGGAGGGCCGCUCUAAAUGAAGCCGGGAAUUUAUCCGGUUGGCAUUACAAAAAUGACCUCCCUCAAUUUACGUUUAUCCAAAAGAUUUUUGAAGGGAUCUCAAGUGCAAAAUUAAAGUGUUCGAAAGUAUUUGUUGUUAACUACCCAGUUGGAAUAGACUCUCGCGUAGAUGAAAUAAGUUGUUGCUUAGAUAUUGAGUCAAACGAUGUUCGCAUGUUAGUGAUCCAUGGUCUUCCAGGAAUAGGUAAGACAACAAUUGCAAAAGCUAUUUUUAACUUAAUUGCAUAUCGUUUUGAAGGAAGUAGCUUUCUAGAGGAUGUUAGAGAAAGUUCAAAAACAAAUGAUGGUGUACUCCAACUACAAAAGGCACUUUAUUUUGAGAUCUUAGGGGGUAGAAAUUUGAAAAUGCAUGGUGUAUCUAAAAGAAUCAAUGAGAUAAUGGAAAAGCUUCAGCACAAAAAAAUUCUUUUAAUUCUAGAUGAUGUGGACAAAUUAGUCCAAGUAGAAAAUUUGCUUGGAAAAUGCAAUUGGUUUGCUUCUGGAAGUAGAAUUAUUAUCACAACAAGAGAGAAAAAGUUGCUAUGUACUCUACGAGAAGAUUGUCAUUUAAUUUACUAUAAAGUUAAGGAAUUAGAUGAUCAUGAAUCUCGUGAACUCUUUUGUCAACAUGCAUUCAAAAGAAACAAGCCUACAGAAGAUUAUUUGAAGCUUGUACACCAAUUUAUAGGUUAUGCCAAAGGACUUCCAUUAGUUCUAAAAAUAAUAGGUGCUGAUUUAUAUGACAAAAAUGUACAGUGUUGGAAAAGUGCAUUAGAUAAGUACAAAAGAAUUCCUAAUUCAGAUAUUCAAGAAGUACUUAAAAUAAGCUACGAUGGAUUGGACCAAAUUCAACGGGAUAUUUUCCUUGAUAUUGCAUGUUUUCUUAAAGGAUACCACAAGAAUUUGGCUGUAGAUAUAUUACAAAGUUGCAAUUCUCAUGACCCAUACUAUGAUAUUGAAAAACUUAUCGAUAAAUCUCUCAUAGUUGUUGCAAAAGAUGACAAAUUAUUGAUGCAUGACUUGAUACAACAAAUGGGUUUGGAAAUAGCUCGACAAGAAUCAGAAGUGUCAAAAAAACAUAGAAGGCUAUUGUGUUAUGAGGAUGCUCCUGAAGUACUAAAUAGAGAUACGGGAUUAGAUGAAAUUCGAGGCAUAACAUUGUCCUUGCCACAACCAAGAAAGAUGCAAUUGGAUCUUGGAAAGAUGAAAAGUCUCAAAUAUUUAACCAUUCACAAUGUAAUUUGUGAAGACAUUAAAUCUCUUCCCAAUGGGUUAAGGUUACUUGAUUGGAAUGAAUUUCCUUUAUCGUCAUUGCCGUCCACCUUUGAACCUAUAAAACUCGUUGCACUUAACAUGCGACAGAGCCACAUUGAAUUGGACGAGCAUUUCGAGAGGUGCCGAUUCAAAACAUUAAAAUAUAUGGAUUUCGCAUUUUGUGAAAAUAUUACAAAAAUACCUGACUUAUCAGUGAUUGCCCCGAACAUAAAGAAGUUGGAGCAUUUUAAAUGCAUAAAUUUAGUUGAGGUUCAUCAGUCCGUUGGACUUCUUGAAAAGCUUGAAUACUGGAAUCUUAAUGAAUGUCGAAAUCUUAGAAUUUUACCAACAAAGCUCCAGUUGAAAUCUCUUAAAAGAUUUUAUCUCUUUGGCUCUGAAAGUCUUGAGCAAGGAACGGAAAGAUUAGCAUUGUUUUCAUCAAUAGGAUAUCUCACUGGCCUUCGUGAGUUAUCAAUAAGUUUAAAAAACGUGAAAGAUGUUCCAAGUAACAUCUCUGAUUUACAAAAUCUUAGGUGCCUCUUUAUGUAUGAUUGUGAUGAAUUUCCAAAAGCCAUGGAUACCCCUGGUUUCUUCCCCAAUUUAGAACGUCUACAUAUCUCUUACAGCAACUUUACUACCCUUCCUGAAAUUGCUAUCAUAUUUCUCCAAUUAAAGAUUCUAAGGCUUUACUUUUGCUGGAACCUUCCGAAAAUUCCAAGACUUCCACAUUGUAUACAAGAGGUAUAUGCAAUAGGGUGUAAUUCGUUGAAUUCACAAUCAAGAAGAAGAUUAUUGAAUCAGCAGUUUGGAGAAUUUAUAGGGCUUCAACAAAAUAUCGUAUGUGCAAGGGGAAUACGGCAUCAGGAUUCUGAUUCUGAAACAAACUUUGAAUCAGAAUCAGAAUUUGAUUUCGAUGAAGCUAAAUCUGAAACGGGCUCUGCAUUUGAAAUGAACUCUAAUCCUGAAGCGGACAACGAAUCUGUACCAGAAUUUGAAACGGACUCGACAUGGGAACUUUAUGAUGAUUAUUCACUUGGACUUCCAGGAAGUAAGAUUCCAAAGGGGUGGUUCAACCAUCAAAGUGUUGGAAGUUUUGUAUCAUUCUCGGUCGGUCGAAAACUUCCAUCAUUUGCUAUCUAUGUGGCACUAAAAGUGGAACUGAAGGAUGUGACAUAUAGAUUGUAUCUGUUUAAUUGUUCUAUCUACAUGUACAUCAAUGGUUUUGAAAGAUUGCUCGUGUCUACUAAGUUUUCAAUAGAUUCACUAUCUUUUAUGUGGUUCUCCUAUAUACGAGAUAGCUCUUUGGAAGACAUAAUUCUGGAGGAUUGGAAUGAAAUUAAGAUUCUAUGUGAAUGUACAGAGUUUGAUCCUAAAAUUGCAAACAUUACAAUAGAAAGGUGCGGAGUCCAUGUACAAUGCAUUUGUCCUCCUUGCAACUCCGCAGCAAAUAAGGUGGCCCAAAUAAGAAUUCAAGAAAGACUCAAACUUCCCUUUGAUGAAAGAUUAAAAAUGUUUUUAUGCAGAGUGGCUGCCGAAGUCCUCCCCUUUGAGAAAAAGCUCGUCGGAUGCUUAAAAACCCAAGUUGCCCAUUGUCCUCUCUGUGAGAUAGCAGAAGAUUCUCUUUUACAUCUAUUUCAAACCUGUCCCUACGCCAAAGGAGUAUGGUAUGGUGGUAGAUGGGGUUUUCGAGUCGAAAAGAUCCAAGCUCAGUCUGUUAUGGAAUUUGUUGAACAUAUAAUUGACCCCCCAAGUGAGUUACUUGCAGAAAGAAUUACCCAAGAUGAGUUCACACUGUUUGCAGUAGUGGCAAUGAAAAUCCUUUGGAUGGCUCGAGAGGAAGCUCUGUUUUCAAACUCUAAAGCCAACAUAAACCAGUUAGCCCAUCGUCUGAACAAACAGUAUGAGUUUUACUUGAGAUCACUCACCAAAGAGCAAAACAGGGGAAGUGCUUGGACCAAACCACUUGAUCAAUUGGUAAAGCUUAAUUUUGAUGCAUCAUGUGAUCAAAACAAUGUAGGCUUGGCUGUGGUUCUCAAAGAUCACGAUGGGAAUGGAAGAGCUAUCAGACGUGGCAUAAACAUCAACGGCAAGAUGGGAAUGCCAAUGGCCAAAGAGAAUCGCAAAUUGUGGUAGAGGGUACAAAGCAAACUUCAUUGUAAAACCAGCUUGCAAGCCAAAUUCUGCUUUGGCUUCUUCUUCAUUUGGAAAUCUGGUUAGAUCAAGAACAUUUGGUGCUUUUUCUUAGGAAAUUUGUUGUGGCUCAGUCCAUUGUGUCAUGAGCAGAAGGUUCCUGAACCAGGGUGUGAUCAGCCAUCAUGCACUUUGUAGAAUAUGCCAUAUUUCAGAAUAACUGCCAGAGGCUGACCUUCUGGAAUUGCCACUACCAAUUGUGACUGCUACAGUGACAUGCAUGAUCAUCCAUCCUGCACUUCAUCUCUAAUACUUGAGUUUAAAAUAUGUCUAUGAGUAAGAAGAUUUAGAGUAUCAAAGAAACAAAUGUGCUCUCAUUUCAUCUAUUAAAAAUUGCAUGCUGUGGUUUUUUUAGUUUAAUUUUUUGUUCAUUUCUGUGGACAUAAUGUCUAUGAUUUCAACCAACAUCAAUGGAUAGUGGUUAGCCUAAACAUGAUAUUGUUGCUUUAAGUCAUGCUUAGGUAUGAUCAAGCUGCUUGUCUUGUCCUGUUACUCACAAAGUAAGAGUCAGCACCUUGUUGGUAAUAGAGGGGAUGUGAUUGGUCAUAUUUAUAAUUCUCCUGAUGAUGUUUCAAUUUUCAAUUCUUAUUCAUCGUAAUUGCAUACAUAUGUGAAAUUUAGUAUUCAUAAAUUAUGGAUCGAGUUAGAUAUUGAUUUCUUUUAUUCUGUUUUUUCCUCUUCUGUUACAACAUCUGCAGCGAUUAUUCUUUAACUUUGCCUUUUGUGUAGAACCAUUGGAGGAUUGGCUUUUAGUGUCUCUAGAAAGGUUCUAAGUCCCUACAUUCAGCCUAUGUAGUUGAGCCAAUUCGUUGUCAUUUAGUGGAGGAGAUAGGGAUUGAAUUUAGGACCUCCUACUCUCAUACCAUGCUAAAUUUACUGAUUCUUCUAAAAGUUUAAACUAUUAGAACAUGGUAAAUUUUAUCAUUUAACCAUAUAGUGCUAACAGCAGAAAUGGACUUUGUUUACAUGUUCCAUAUGGCUAUUGGUGGGUGCUUGUAGAUUUGGAUGAAUCACUUAGUGAUAUCUUAACCACGUUAUCUAAUAAACACAAUCAUGUAGAAAAUGCUAAUGUAUUGUGAAAUAUAUUAAAUGACCAAAUAGAAGAAGUGUAUUUCAAGAAACUAAGAUUUGGGUUUCGAUAAUCUGAUUCAAUGCUUUGAAGAAUUGAAAGUUAUAGAACUUUAAAGAAAAUAUUAACAAGGACAAAGGCUGAUAAGGUAAACUGUUAACUUUAUAUCCUGAUGUUUUUAUAUGUGUGAAGAAGCUUUAUGCUUAAGAGACAUGCAAACUUGUUUGCAGAAAAGAUGAAUGCUCUUAACAAGUGAGUGAAAAGGCAAAGACAAAGCUGCAAUUUCAAUUCAACUACCUGAUUACCCUCACUCCAAUCUCUCAGUAUUGGCUUAGGCCAUUGAGAUUGUUAUGCCUGAUCCAGAUUGUGACUAGCCAAGGCAUUAUCAACCAUCAUGCACUUCAUAGAAUAAGCCAGAGUAGAGUAACAGCCAGCAACAAUACCAAAAAGUGCAUUGAAAUAUGUUGGUGCCUCCCGUGCCUCACUAAGUCGACCCUGAUGCUCAUUGAGAGAGCUUUUCAAAUUGCCUGGAUUACUUGAAGUUACAGACAGCAGAAACAACAACAACCAGAAUGACAGCAACAAUAAUACUCCCACCAUGAUACUACCAAUCUUUCCAGCCGAGGCAGAGAGAGUAUAGCACAGGUUGAAAGUAAAAUACCAGUGGUGUCCUCAAACGCUUCAAAUACAUAACUGAUGAGCUUUUUGCAGAAUCACAGCCAAUGCUUUUACUCCACCAGAGUGACUCAAAGCCUCAGAGUUCUCGUCCCUCACAAUGUCACAGAGCCUUUUCAGAUCUACAAUGAGAAAGGAAAUGGGUUUGUCAUUCAUGGAACCCUCAUUGUCAAGAUGCACAUCAAUGGUCUUGGUCGACUGGCACUGUAUAUAUGCAAGGGAAGUUGUAAAUCAGUAGACCAUCUUUGGUUAGUUUCUUAGUAGGUCAUGACUUGUGGUCCAUUGUUCUGUUGCUUUUGGGGUACAUCGGUUGAUGCCAAGAAGUUGUUAGAUGCCUAUUCUUGCUGGAAUGGUAGUCAUAGUCAUAACAUAAAUAUCAUCAUUCGGUUGGCAGUUCCUCAUUGUCUUAUGUGGACAAUUGGAGUUACUAAACCUCUGAAGGCAUGAAGAAAUCAGUUAUAAAGACCAAAUUUACUUUCCUGCAUCUGCAAUUUGGAUGUUGUACUAUGAUUGUUUUUGGGAUAUUUACGUUUAUGAUUGUAAUUCUGUAAGAGGCUCUGCAUUUUGAGCACUCCACUUCUUUAACAUAAUUCAUUAAUACUUUAAAAAGGAAGUGUUUGAUCGUUCACUUCCCUGGGCUACUCCUUGUUUA
Messenger RNA from Quercus robur (English oak), 6526 nucleotides. Its product is annotated as TMV resistance protein N-like. NCBI's taxonomy places the organism in Eukaryota, Viridiplantae, Streptophyta, Magnoliopsida, Fagales, Fagaceae. The transcript is spliced from 9 exons. The coding region runs from base 210 to 4073 and encodes 1287 amino acids. Gene Ontology annotation, biological process: defense response; signal transduction. The record is from RefSeq and is a predicted model, not a curated record. Gene Ontology annotation, molecular function: ATP hydrolysis activity; ADP binding.